UCUUGUUUCAUAGUGAUCACCGUCGUCUUGUUCCCCCCCCCUCCAUUUGGAGCAUUUUGUGUUUGAUAUUUUUUUGAUCAUCGUCAUCUUUGGUUUGUUCUCCAUUUUGGAGCGCUUUGUGUUUGAUCUUUUCCACCACCCCGCAUGCAAGCGAAAGGACCUUUGUUUAAGAAUAAGUUUUUUGGCCUGAACUCCGCAGCUCAGUCCGCCUUGUCAUCUCACCCUGACAGAUGCCACGAACUGGGAUUUCUAAAUCAGGCUGCUGGCAAGAUGGCUAUACUUCUCACCAAGAUCAUCAUCCAUUGAAUACGUGCAUCCGCGCGCAACUUGUGCGCCCGCCUGUCUGCCUGCCUGCACUCGGACUUGCAUCAUGACUACUAGUUCGGGGGCACCUUGCAGCCGCGUCGCUGUGGAAUGGUGGGCACCGCACGGUCGCGUCAUCCUGGGGAGCAUGUAAACGCCAGAGGAGUUUUGGAUUUAACGCAACAAAGGGGGAACGAUGAGCGUCUUCUCGCUGUGCUUGCUCCUGUGCGCGGAUCUACUGGAUUUAGCCGUGGGAUAUUUGACCGUCACCAUCGAGCCGCUGCCUCCUGUGGUCGUGGGUGAGACAGUCACCCUCAAGUGCAACUUCAAGACCGAUGGGAGGCUACGGGAAAUCGUUUGGUAUCGGGUCACGGACGGAGGCACCAUCAAGCAGAAAAUCUUCACCUACGACGCCAUGUUUAAUACCAACUACUCUCAUAUGGAAGACUACCGCAGGCGUGAGGAUCUUGUGUACCAGACAACUGUCCGGCUCCCGGAGGUUCGGAUCUCAGACAACGGACCGUACGAAUGCCACGUGGGUAUCUACGACCGGGCAACUAGGGAGAAGGUCGUGCUGGCGUCUGGGAAUAUUUUUCUCACCGUCAUGUCUCCUCCCAACAACAUCUCAGUGGUGGCUGAGAACACGCCGGCGCCAUUUAGUCGAUACCAAGCCCAGAACUUCACGCUGGUCUGCACCGCCAAGGGGGGAAAACCCGCACCGUCUGUGUACUUCAAGCGGGAUGGCGAGCUGAUCGAGGUGAUCUCCUACACCCAGCAAUCGGGCGGCGAUCAGAGCGGCGGUUCAGCCGGGUUCCGAGGAGCCAGGCCGCUCAUAAGCCGGGAUCUGGACGAGACCAAGAUGCAGCGCUCCCUCUCCCUGCUAGAUCCUGAAAGCCGGUCGGCGCGUUUGUACACAGAACGGCCGCAUCGAGGCCACACUCUGGGCCUUCAGGCCUCCGAACCCAGCCCUGCUACCGAGGUCAUCCCGGAGACGGUGGUGAGCCGAGAGUUCCCCCGCUGGGUCCACAGCACGGAUCCUCUCUACUACUUCAGCCACACGCACAUCCCGCAAAGCGACGGAUCUGUGGUGGUGCAGGCCCGCCUCACGUGGACCCUCAACCCGCAGCUGGAUAAUGACGCCUUGUUUAGCUGUGAGGUCAAACACCCGGCUCUCUCCAUGCCCAUGCAGACCGAGGUCACAUUAGCUGCCCCGAAGGGACCGAAGCUCUUCAUGACCCCGAGCAGGGCCAAAGUUGGGGACACAGUGCGCAUUACUGUGCAAGGAUUCCAGAACGAGGUGUUCCCGGAGCCCCUCUUCACCUGGACCCGAGUGGGGGGACGCCUCCUGGACGGCAGCACCGAGCGAGAAGGCAAGGAGCUGAUUCUGGAACGGGUGCCGGCCGAGCUCAACGGCUCCAUGUACCGCUGCACGGCCCAGAAUCCUCUGGGCUCUACGGACACGCACACCCGCCUCAUAGUCUUUGAAAAUCCAAGCAUGAUGAAAAACACACAGAGCCAGAACAACGGAGCCUCGCACAUGAUCGCCGUAGGCAGCAUCACGUGGAUGGCCCUCGUCCUCACAGUGACCGUGGAACUGACGUGAAAACUCGUACACUCGCACAUACUUGCCCUUCUCACACAACACACACAAACAUUUCAAAACAGAACAAAACAUCAGCGUACUUUCCACAACCUUUGCGAGUGUUCUCCGGCCGUUCACUGAACGUCUGUCGAUGCCACGGUGCUGCCACCUGGUGGUGCUCCUCCCAUUUUUUUUCUAAUGAAAAUAAUAACCGUGAUAACGCUAUCUAAAGAAGAUGAUGAACAUGACUACUCCCGUAUACCCUUUCCAAGUUACACUUCUUUUUUUGUUUCUUGUUCCACGUCUGCCUGUUGACCAAUAAAAUUAGUUCAAACUGGAAAGACGGCAUUCGGAUUUGGUUUUUCAUUUCUAUUUUUUUAAUCAAAAUGUAUUUGCUUUUUCCACGCAAAUGUGAAGCACGGCUCGAGCGCCAUGUUCCGGAAUGCAACGGAUCUGCACUGCAAGGGGGCGGAGUUGCAUAUAGUGGGGGCGGAGCAAUUUAGACAUUCUAACAGAACAAUCUAUAUACUAUACAAGUACUAUACAAGUAUUUUUGGGGGUAUUUUUUGUUCCUCUUUUUGAUGGCUCAGAAUGUAAAAAAAAAAAAAAAAAAAGAAUUUAAAUGCAUUUGGAAACUUGGAGGAAAACAUCCUUUUCUUGAGUGUAUUUUGUGUACAUCAGUGUAAAUAAUGCAGAUAAUUAAAUAGGUUUUAUGGGGUCGUGGUGAGGGAUGGUUGCAGAGUUGUUUGUAUUUUAACCAACAGAGCUAAACAUUGGCUGACAGAAUAAAUUAAAUAAUAAUAAUAAUAAAAAAAAAAGCUUUUAUCUGUAUCCCAUUCUAUUUUUUUUAAUUUGUUUUUAAUAUCCAGUACAGUGGGGCAAAUAAGUAUUUAGUCAAUCAAUUUUUGUGCAAGUUCUCCCACUUGAAAAUAUUAGAGAGGCCUGUAAUUGUCAACAUGAGUAAACCACAACCAUGAGAGACAGAAUGUUGGGAAAAAAAAACUGAAAAUCACAUUGUUUGAUUUUUAAAGAAUUUAUUUGCAAAUCAUGGUGGAAAAUAAGUAUUUGGUCAAUACCAAAAGUUCAUCUCAAUACUUUUUUAUGUACCCUUUGUUGGCAAUAACGGAGGCCAAAUGUUUUCUGUAACUCUUCACAAGCUUUUCACACACUGUUGUUGGUAUUUUGGCCCAUUCCUUCAUGCAGAUCUCCUCUAGAGCAGUGAUGUUUUGGGGCUGUCGUUGGGCAACACGGACUUUCAACUCCCUCCACAGAUUUUCUAUGGGGUUGAGAUCUGGAGACUGGCUAGGCCACUCCAGGACCUUGAAAUGCUUCUUACGAAGCCACUCCUUUGUUGCCCUGGCUGUGUGUUUGGGAUCAUUGUCAUGCUGAAAGACCCACCCACUGCUCAUCAUCAAUGCCCUUGCUGAUGGAAGGAGAUUUCACAGAAAAUCUCUCGAUACAUGACCAUGUCUCAUCUUCAAUGCCCUUGCUGAUGAAAGGAGAUUUUCACUCAAAAUCUCUCGAUAUAUGCCCCAUUCAUUCUUUCCUUUACACAGAUCAGUUGUCCUGGUCCCUUUGCAGGAAAAACAGCCCCAAAGCAUUAUGUUUCCACCCCCAUGCUUCACAUUGGGUAUGGUGUUCUUCGGAUGCAAUUCAGUAUUCUUUCUCCUCCAAACACGAGAACCUGUGUUUUUACCAAAAACUUCUAUUUUGGUUCAAUCUGACCAUAACACAUUCUUUCAGUCCUCUUCUGGAUCAUCCAAAUGCUCUCUAGCGAACCGCAGACAGGCCUGGACGUGUACUUUCUUCAGCAGGGGGACACACUGGCAGUACAGGAUUUGAGUCCCUGGUGGCGCACGGUGUUACUGAUAGUAGCCUUUGUUACUGUGGUCCCAGCUCUCUGUAGGUCAUUCACUAGGUCCCCCCGUGUGAUUCUGGGAUUUUUAACAUUCUUGUUAUCAUUUUGACGCCACAGGGUGAGAUCUUGCAUGGAGCCCCAGAUCGAGGGAGAUUAUCAGUGGUCUUGUAUGUCUUAAAUUUUCUAAUAAUUGCUCCCACAGUUGAUUUCUUUACACCAAGCGUUUUACCUAUUGCAGAUUCAGUCUUCCCAGCCUGGUGCAGGUCUACAAUUUUGUCUCUGGUGUCCUUUGACAGCUCUUUGGUCUUGGCCAUAGUGGAGUUUGGAGUGUGACUGACUGAGGUUGUGGACAGGUGUCUUUUAUACCGAUAAUGAGUUAAAACAGGUGACGAGUGGAGCCUCGUUUGACCUCGUUAGAAGAAGUUAGACCUCUUUGACAGCCAGAAAUCUUGCUUGUUUGUAGGUGACCAAAUACUUAUUUUCCACUCUAAUUUGGAAAUUCUUUAAAAAUCAAGCAAUGUGGUUUUCUGUUUUUUCUCCCACAUUCUGUCUUUCAUGGUUGAGGUUUACCCAUGUUGACAAUUACAGACCUCUCUAAUCUUUUCAAGUAAGAGAACUUGAACAAUUGGUGGUUGACUAAAUACUUAUUUGCCCCAUAGUAUAUACCAAUUUGACAGGAAACAGCCACACAUAUGUCUGAUGUUUUCAGGAUGGUGUUGCAUGUAAAUUUGAUUUUCCCUCCUUUUCUAUUUUAUUUUUGUAUAUUUUUGCGGCACCGAUGCAGCAAGCAGCUCUGUUUCCUCGUGUCAUGCUAUCUUAAGUGACCUACAUUGUGUGUGUAUCAACGUAACUCUCUCUCGGACGUUUUGUCACAAUCACGCUGGCCGCCCCCCCCCUCCCCCACGCCGGACUGAUAAAACAGGGUUGUUUGCAUCUGUUUCAUUUCACCUGUAUUAAAAGUGGAGAGAUGAUCAAACUGA
This is a messenger RNA of Corythoichthys intestinalis (scribbled pipefish), 4723 nucleotides long. It is a transcript of the gene igsf21a, whose product is annotated as immunoglobin superfamily, member 21a. The record is from RefSeq and is a predicted model, not a curated record. The transcript has 12 exons. Gene Ontology annotation, biological process: heterophilic cell-cell adhesion; homophilic cell-cell adhesion. The coding region runs from base 500 to 1906 and encodes 468 amino acids. Gene Ontology annotation, cellular component: adherens junction. NCBI's taxonomy places the organism in Eukaryota, Metazoa, Chordata, Actinopteri, Syngnathiformes, Syngnathidae.